Engraulis encrasicolus (European anchovy) is the source of this 669-nucleotide messenger RNA. Its product is annotated as olfactory receptor 10J3-like. The record is from RefSeq and is a predicted model, not a curated record. The transcript has 2 exons. Lineage: Eukaryota; Metazoa; Chordata; Actinopteri; Clupeiformes; Engraulidae. Bases 1 to 669 code for a protein of 222 amino acids. Gene Ontology annotation, cellular component: membrane. Gene Ontology annotation, biological process: detection of chemical stimulus involved in sensory perception of smell; G protein-coupled receptor signaling pathway. Gene Ontology annotation, molecular function: G protein-coupled receptor activity; odorant binding; olfactory receptor activity.
AUGGAGCAAGAUAAAUAUUUAUAUUUUACCCUGUUCCUACUGCUGUAUGUUUUAACCAUCACUGUCAAUACCGCCUUAAUUGGAGCUAUUUGUAGAGAUCGCUUUUUACAUGAACCAAUGUAUAUUUUCAUUUGCAAUUUGUCAGUGAAUGCAAUCUAUGGAAGCACUGCUUUGUUACCACAUGUGAUGAGCAAGCUGAUCUCACAGUCAUACAACAUCUCUUUAGCAGAAUGUGCAGCUCAGAUAUUUUGUUUGCACACUUUUGCUAUAAAUGACCUAAUGAUUCUUUCCAUCAUGGGUUAUGAUAGAUAUGCUGCUAUAUGUAACCCCUUACACUAUCAUUAUAAAAUGUCUCCUAGCAAGGUUAAAUUCCUUUUGAUUGUCUUUUCUUACGUUCAGAUUCUCAGAGUCUGUUUGCGUGCAUCCAACGAGUGUAAGAAGAAAGCGUUUCAAACAUGCCUGCCGCACUUAGUUACUGUCAUCAUAUAUUCUAUUGGAUUGUGUUUUGAAAUAAUCCUGGGACGUCUAGAGAAAAAUGCAGUGCCACAUGGCGUUAAAGUAUUCAUGUCACUUUAUUUCUUGAUAAUGUCACCACUGUUAAAUCCUGUGGUGUAUGGUGCAGGGGUUUUGAAGAUAUAUAUUAAUGUGAAGGUCUCGCCUCAGAGAUGA